UCCUGUUGGAGAAGCUGGGCCUGCUUGCCCACACCGCCGCCACCCAGAAUCCAGCUGGCUGACACAGGGAUCGCUGAGGCCACAGCUGGGCUUGGGCAGAUCCUGUUGGGGACGGCACGCUGGGCCCAGGAGCCGCCCAGAGCUGGCACAGGCACUGGGGCCCAAGUGAAGUUUACUUUGAACGGGGCCCGGAGCCAGGAGGAGGCGGCGGUUGCUACAAGGUCAGUGCCAGACCCUGCCCCAGCCCCAGAGGGCCACCAUGACCUUCAAAGCCCCGGCCACCCCCAUCGCCGCCCUGGGGUCCCCGCCCACCCUUCCCGACCCCCACCCUGGAGGCACCGCCCCUGACCUGUGCCCCGGGGCCCCCACUCACGGCCCUGCCGAACUCAGCUCUGGACUGGUCAGUCUGCCUGUGGCCUCCCUGGCCCCUGAGCGCCUGGACCCGCUGCACCAAGUGCUGGCAGGUGAUGGGUCGGACAGGGGGGCCCUGGGGAACCCCCAGGGUGCCAGGACUCCGGACAGUGAACCCCUGCUGGGGGCUGCAGCCAUGGCCUGCCCCUGGGCCAGGCCCACAGAGGACGAGGAGGAGGAGGAGGAGGAGGAGGAGGAGGAGUGCCCCAUCUGCACAGAGCCCUACGGGCCCGGUGAGCACCGCCUCACCCUGCUGAACUGCGGCCACGGCCUGUGCGCGGGCUGCCUGCACCGGCUGCUGGGCGCGGCCCCCAGUGCCGACCUGGGCCGGGUGUGCUGCCCGCUGUGUCGCCAGAAGACACCCAUGCUCGAGUGGGCGAUCUGCCGGCUGCAGGAGGAGCUGCUGCAGGCCGACGGGCCCCAGCGCCCCCCGCCUGCCGCCCUGCCCCCGCCCCCCCGCCGGGGCCCCGGGCCCUGGGCCUCCCUAGAGCACCGCUACCAGCUGCGCUUCCUGCCGGGGCUGGCGGGCGGCCGAGGCUGCCUGCCCUUCCUGCCCUGCCCGCCCUGCCUGGGCGCCCGGCUCUGGGCCCUGCGGGAGCGGGGGCCGUGUGCCCGCCGCCUGGCGCUGCUGGGCCUGCUGGCCCUCGAGCUGCUGGGCCUGCUGCUGGUCUUUGCCCCGCUCAUGCUGCUGGGGCUGCUCUUCAUGCUACUGGACAGCUCCCGCCCCUGA
Molecule: messenger RNA, 1141 nt
Organism: Hippopotamus amphibius kiboko
Lineage: Eukaryota; Metazoa; Chordata; Mammalia; Artiodactyla; Hippopotamidae
Gene: RNF229
Product: RING finger protein 208
Exons: 1
Coding region: 260-1141 (293 amino acids)
Biological process (GO): intrinsic apoptotic signaling pathway in response to endoplasmic reticulum stress; protein K29-linked ubiquitination; protein localization to mitochondrion
Cellular component (GO): endoplasmic reticulum membrane
Molecular function (GO): ubiquitin protein ligase activity
Source: RefSeq, a predicted model, not a curated record